UGACUGGGUUUCCAUGGAUUGUGGAUCUUGAACCCGGCCGAGGCGCCCAGGCAGUCUUUGAUCCAGUCAAUCUGCGAGUAACAGCUAGAUGUCGAUCGUUCUGCAGUUCCUGUCUGUUGAGAUAUCCCCCCUCCUCCCAUCUCACAUUCUCACUUCCGUCUCUCAAAUCGGCGGAUUCACUGCCAAGCGCAAGCUCUUUCUAGUACGUGUCUCCGCCCUCGCUCCAGUUCUACCUCCAAUUCUCCAUAGUCCAGAGACCAGAGAAACAGCACUACUCGAUCAAUCACCUGUGCUCGCUCGGGGAUCUGCUUCUCGCGUGCCCUGAUCAAGUUCAUCCAACAUGGCUAGCUACUCUUCUUUCGCCAGUCACAGGUCACCAAUGCACGCCGGGAAGAAUCCAGAGGCUUUGGAGGAGGAAGCCGCCGGGACGGCGGCGUCGGCGGAGGAUGCGCUCCGCUACGUGGAGGCGGUGAAGGAGGCGUUCAAGGACCACAAUCCCGCGACGUACCAAGAGUUCCUUCGCGUCAUGGACGACUUCAGGAACCACAGGAUCGGCAUCGCCGAGGUGGUGUCGAAGGUGAAGGCACUGUUCCAGGACAGCCCGGGCCUCCUCGUUGGAUUCAACACCUUCUUGCCCAAGGGGUACAAGAUCCAGGUCGUUGGGGUAGAUGACCUCGCCGCCUGUUUCGUCAGGGACGUGAGCCUCGACGACGACGGCUCUCGCUGAUCCUCUGGAUGCAUCCCACUGGCACCGUGCUCUGUCUUUUCUCAGGGGCUGCACUUUGUUUCACCAUGCUCUGCCUUCCUUUUGGUGCUCCAACCUCAUCCUGUAUAGUUGCGUUGCUUAAUUAGAUUGUUGGUCUAUACAUUACCAUGUAAAUGAAAUGUUUGUAUGCCGUAGAAGAAUUGGAAAUGGAGUUGGUUGCUUUAGUAGAUGCAGGUUUUACGGACGUGCUCGCAGAAUAAACUGGUCUAUUGCUUUUUGCCACGUAGAAUGGCAUUGGUGUGUUGCUAUUAUCAACUUUAGAGGAAUUGGUCCUGUUAAUAUACAUUCUAUUUGGAGCACUGAAGUUCCUCCUAAAGUUCAUUUCUUCCUUUAGCUACUGAUGCACAAUAAGAUUCUCAAAAGAGAUAACCUGGUCAAGAGGCAAUCAGUAGAUGAUUUGGCCUAUGUUUUUUGCAAUGAGGAAGAGCCUUGGCAUCACUUAUUCUUUGAUUGUGUUGUUGCUUCCAAAAUGUGGUCAGAAUUUAAGAGAGUUUUGGGUAUUAACUUCCCUUCUUCAACUUUAGUUGAAACUUCUAAGCUAUG
Lolium perenne is the source of this 1309-nucleotide messenger RNA. RefSeq names its product paired amphipathic helix protein Sin3-like 5. Gene Ontology annotation, cellular component: chromatin; histone deacetylase complex. Gene Ontology annotation, biological process: negative regulation of transcription by RNA polymerase II. Gene Ontology annotation, molecular function: transcription corepressor activity. The record is from RefSeq and is a predicted model, not a curated record. Lineage: Eukaryota; Viridiplantae; Streptophyta; Magnoliopsida; Poales; Poaceae.